Molecule: messenger RNA, 1720 nt
Organism: Glossina fuscipes
Lineage: Eukaryota; Metazoa; Arthropoda; Insecta; Diptera; Glossinidae
Product: actin-5C
Exons: 2
Coding region: 228-1358 (376 amino acids)
Biological process (GO): mitotic cytokinesis
Source: RefSeq, a predicted model, not a curated record
CGUCAAAGUAAAAGGUUGUUUUCUCUUUGUACGCCGCAGUCAUUUUAUUUUCUAACAGUACUAAAAAAAUUUUCGAGGAUAUUGAGAUUGCAAUUGUUAUUCAAACAAUUAUACAAUAAUUACAUAAACGAACGUCGUCGUGAUUAGUAGCCAACGUGUUAAAUAUUUUCCUCGAAGAAUUUCCUCUGUGUUCGUCUUUUUUUAAACAAAAGAAAAAACAAAAAAAAAUGUGUGACGAAGAAGUUGCUGCCUUGGUUGUUGACAAUGGUUCCGGUAUGUGCAAAGCCGGUUUUGCCGGUGAUGAUGCCCCCCGUGCCGUAUUUCCUUCGAUUGUUGGUCGUCCCCGUCAUCAGGGCGUUAUGGUCGGUAUGGGACAAAAGGAUUCAUAUGUCGGCGAUGAAGCUCAAAGCAAACGCGGUAUACUUACAUUGAAAUAUCCUAUUGAACACGGUAUCGUUACCAAUUGGGAUGAUAUGGAAAAGAUUUGGCAUCAUACCUUCUAUAAUGAGUUGCGCGUAGCACCCGAGGAACACCCUGUAUUGUUGACUGAAGCUCCAUUGAAUCCUAAGGCCAAUCGUGAGAAGAUGACUCAGAUAAUGUUUGAAACAUUCAAUACACCCGCCAUGUAUGUGGCCAUUCAGGCUGUGCUGUCAUUGUACGCUUCCGGUCGUACAACUGGUAUUGUGCUUGACUCAGGCGAUGGUGUUUCUCACACCGUGCCCAUUUACGAAGGUUAUGCCCUGCCACACGCCAUUUUGCGUCUUGAUUUGGCUGGUCGCGAUUUGACCGAUUACCUCAUGAAGAUAUUGACCGAGCGUGGCUAUUCUUUCACUACUACAGCUGAACGUGAAAUUGUGCGCGACAUUAAAGAAAAGUUGUGCUAUGUUGCUUUAGACUUUGAACAAGAGAUGGCCACAGCUGCCUCUAGUUCCUCUUUGGAGAAAAGUUAUGAAUUGCCUGAUGGUCAAGUGAUUACCAUUGGUAAUGAACGUUUCCGUUGCCCUGAGGCACUCUUCCAGCCAUCAUUCUUGGGUAUGGAAGCUUGCGGUAUUCAUGAAACUACUUAUAAUUCCAUCAUGAAAUGCGAUGUGGAUAUUCGUAAAGACUUAUAUGCCAAUACCGUGUUGUCCGGUGGCACCACCAUGUAUCCUGGUAUUGCUGAUCGUAUGCAAAAGGAAAUUACCGCCUUGGCUCCUUCCACUAUGAAGAUCAAGAUAAUUGCUCCACCAGAGCGUAAAUACUCAGUUUGGAUUGGCGGUUCCAUUUUGGCUUCGUUGUCCACUUUCCAACAGAUGUGGAUUUCCAAACAGGAAUACGACGAAUCUGGUCCAUCUAUUGUGCACAGAAAGUGCUUCUAAACGGUUUUCUGCAAUCCCUGGUAGAAAUCAAAAAAAAAAUGGCUGCCGAUUUAGUCGUGUAUAGUAAUAAGAACAUAAUUUUAACAUCAACAACAACAACAACAACACCAACAACAACAAAAACAAAAACAGCAAAAACAUUAAUAACAUCAGCAUUACCAACAAAAGCAUCUAUGAGCAGAAGAAGCGAACGACAUUUUAGGAGCGUAGAAAUUAGAUAUGAAGGAAAUCGAAUGGUGACAAGCCUUUCUUGUAAGAUUUGUGUUAUAACUGAAUGAUCAGGAAAAAAAAAAAAAAUUUCGAAUGAAAAUAUUUAAAAUUCCAAGCGUGUUUCAGCACCAUAAUUUACACAAGAAGAACAA